UAGCACUGUAAUAAGAGGUCAUUGUUAUCUGAUGUCAUGAAAUAGGUUCUUACGAGAACAGGAUAUCGCAAAUUAGAAAUCUGUCUGUAUAUAACGUACAAAUUUGCUUGAAGCGUCGACCAGAAUACCGUAGCAUGUAUGCACGCCUCUACACGCUUUCUGUAUAGGAAUACAUGAUAUUCCUCACCAUUUCAGAUACGCCAAUGACUUAUACUCGGUAGAGAAAUUCUAUAAAGUUGCUGACACCCGCAUUUCAAAAUAUAUUUACUCCCAAACUGGAAGAAAAGGACAGGAAGGUAAUAUUAAGUUACCAUGUUCAUUAAACAGUUCUGAACCGCAUUGACUUCUUAGAUGCUGGAAUUGGAGGCGAUAAUCGUGUAACAUAGCACUAACACCGAAAGAGAGAGGGAGAAAGACUCGGAGAGAGAGAUUCUCAAGUACUGCCAAGGUCCUCAGCCUGAAGACGUUAGACGAAGUCCACGAGGGGAAAACGCGUUCACGCGUACAUGCUCGAAAUUGUAGUGAAUCAAAAGAACUUACACAUAUAAAUUUAUCUGUGCAAGUGAAGUGUGACAUGGCAAUCAUCUAUCAAAGGCGGUGCCAGCAGUGCCUCAGAGGCUGCACUCUAGGACAGGCAGCAGACUUUCACAUAUACAUUCUGGCAAGCAGAGCCAGCAAUCUAUCUUCAAGUCCAAGUUCUCUCUUGCCAAAAUGUACAUUGUGGAGGUCUUAACAGUGCAAAAUGGAGGAGUUGGUGCACCUGAAGUGGAAUACCCACCAUUCAACAUUCACUGAAAAUCUUAGUAACCUUCGUGACAAGCAAGUGUUUACGGAUGUAACAAUUAGCUGUGGAGACCAGUUUUAUCCAGCUCAUCGUUUAGUCUUGUCAGCAUGCAGCAGCUUUUUUGCUCGAGCUUUGUCUGUGGCCACCUGCAGAUCACCAGUCCUUUUGCUCCAUGGUAUAGAGCAGUCAACUCUAGAACAGUUGCUGGUGUUCAUGUAUGACGGUGAGGUCACAAUAAAUCACAGCAACCUUCCUAACCUUCUGAAAGCAGCUCGAUGGUUAGGAAUAACAGGACUACAGAGUCCUUUCAACAGAUCAGAUCUGGCAACAAUACAGUCUCCAAGUUUGCAAGGUGAUUCAUCCCAGAUAUUGGACAUAUGGACCCUUUUCAACCAGUUAGUGUCUUCAUCAGGAGAUUCCAGAACAUUAGAGCAGGUUGCAAGUACAUUACAACAAAUAAGAGCCACAUUAGAGCAAGAGGCAUGUGGAAAUGCAACAAACACAGAGACAAACCACCUGUCAUCAAUAGAUUCAGAGCCAUUUCCUGCUGGCAAUAGUGAAGAUGAGCUAGAAGAGUCUGUUGAAUUCAAACCCAUUUUAAUUGAAGGAGACCCACACAAUCUCCUAGGCAGGGAGGAUAUGGCCACCACAGAUAACACUGAAAGUGAAAUGACUGAUGGAAUUAAUUUUCACAACAUCACGGAACGCUUCAUAAACAGCCCUUGUCCUUCUCGACAGAGCUUUGAGAGCAAUACCUUUGAAGGGUGGGAUAGUGAGUCUGUUUCAUACAGGAGGAAGAGUUUAGAACAGUUUGUAAAGAUUCAGACUGGUGUUGAUUCAGAAGAAAAUUCUCAAGAUAUGGUUUUGCGUUACGAAGGUAGUUCAAGCGAACCAGAAAAGGAGAAUGUAGACCACAAACUUGACAAUGGAACAAAAAGGUUUUUAUGUUGCAAGCACUGCAAGAAAACCUUCAAAGUACGGAAAGAUUUGGUUGAACAUCUUAAGACACAUGAGUUUCGAGAUAGCUUCUGUGUAAUCUGUGAAAAGCAGUUCUCAAGCACAGAAGCCCUAGACAAACACUUACGACUGCGCAGUGUGUACUCUUGCUCAGUGUGUAGGUAUAUUACACAUUGCAAACAGCGCCUCUCCAGACAUCAUGCUAUGCAUAAGACAGAGGAAAUGGUUUUAUUGAAAGACGUACAGCCUGAACCAGCAUCCCAGACACAUACUGAGGAGGAUAACACAUCUGUUGGAGAACCUUCAAAAACGGAUUCAAGUUCUUUCAGGUGUCCUGCAUGUGAUGAAAUUUUUAUUGACUACCUAGAACUUAAGAAACACAGCACCAAUGGUUGCAAAAGGUUGAUUUGUAAGUAUUGCAAUAAAAUCUUCUUACCCACCAAGACCAGACAAUACAAUCGCCAUCUCAAGACUCAUAAAAUCAAAAAGAGGUUUUCAUGUCCCUACUGCCCUUAUAGUUGCGAUCGAAAAAGAAGUCUUACAGACCACGUAUCCAAACACACCGGUGAAUACCGCUUUUCAUGUUCGUUGUGCAAUUACAAAUGCACAAGAAAUGUAUCACUUAGGCUCCACAUGGAGAAAAAACACAAAGAUGUGAACUGUAUUUCAAAAUCUGUAUAAGGUUUUUCAUAGUUAUUAUAAUUUUCCCUAAUAUAUGUAUUUUUCCCCUUAACCCAAUUCUGCUGGGAAGAUCUGAUGUUCACUGUAGUACUGUUUUGUGAAAUAUAUCUGCACAUAGAUAGCUCCACAAGUGAUCAGCCACCAAGGAUUCAGUUUGUGGUCAAUGUCACCUCACCUGAUUUUCUCCUUCCUUGAAUUUUCAGGGAAAUUUUUUUUAUUAUCAUUGCCUUGCUGGUUGGCAAGGAUCUGCAUUAUGCACAGUCAAACAGCUCCAAUUCCCGAUCUAUUGCUUGUUGGAGGAAAGCCAUAUCAUUUGUUUAAUUGUGAUUCUGUUGUUGAUAUUAUUAUUGACAAUAUAAUUAUUACAAUGUUAUUAACAAUACUAAUAGCAGUAUUAAAUAAAAUAUCUCUGAAAAUCAAGGAAAAUGGACAACAGGUGAGAUAGGUCAGACUAGUGAUUAACUCGUUGGUGGCUAAGCCUUUGAGGAGCCAUUUAUGUAUAAAUACAAUUA
Messenger RNA from Penaeus chinensis, 2934 nucleotides. Its product is annotated as zinc finger and BTB domain-containing protein 24-like. Bases 743 to 2422 code for a protein of 559 amino acids. Gene Ontology annotation, molecular function: protein binding. Lineage: Eukaryota; Metazoa; Arthropoda; Malacostraca; Decapoda; Penaeidae. The record is from RefSeq and is a predicted model, not a curated record. The transcript has 6 exons.